AUGGCUCAUCCUUCUACGCCCCUGCCUCAGCCGUCUAUCACCAGUCUAUUCCCUCCCAACGCAGCUGCCGCAUGGGCAGGCAUUGCGUCAAAUAGAUCAGCUCUCUCUGGUACCAGCACGCCGACUGGCUCGACUUAUUUAAUGCCUACCAGUCCUGCUAAGAACAGCCUUGGCCCCAAGGAUGGAGUAACGCCCAAAAUCUCCAAGACAACAGGCCAAAAACCUGCCUGCCUAGUCAAUGCUUCAGUGACCUACUGUGGCAAUGACCAGAUCUAUGCAUUUGGUGGUUUCGAUCAAUUUACAGACGAAGUUUACAAUCACGUGCUGAGGCUGAACUUGAAGACGCUAAAUUGGGCGCUAGUCGACAAUUAUGGAGACAUCCCUGGCGUACGCAUGGGCCACUCAGCCUCGCUCUACGAAGGAGACAAGUUACUCGUGUACGGGGGUGAGAACGAACACAGAGAAUAUUUGUCUGAUGUUGUCAUCCUCAAUCUCAAAGAUCACCAUUGGACCCAGCCUGAUGUUCAAGGUCCCAUCCCCAAAGGUCGAGCGCGACAUGCCGCUGUAGUUUAUGAAGACAAGCUCUUCGUCAUCGGAGGCCUCACUGGCGAAGCGAACUAUAUUCUUGAUGAUAUUUGUUAUCUUGACCUGAAAACCUGGACGUGGUCAAAGACAUGGAGUUUUGUACAAAGAUUUGACCACAGUGCUUGGAUCUGGGGCGGCCGGUUGUGGGUUCUUGGAGGCCUAGGAGCAGACAUGGAGCGGCCGUCCGAGAUCUGGUGGCUAGACCUUAAAGGUAGCCCUGCACUUUCCGACUCCGGACGGCAAUUUUCUACUAUGGGACGAGUUCCCUCGAGCAGGCAAGAUCCAUGGCAGCACCCUGGCAGAGCAGACCGCAUCGACACGUAUGCCGCAAACUCGGGCAGUGUACACAUCCGAUCCUCAAGAAGAGAGAAGCCAACAGCUCCAGGCGCCAUCUCGUCCCUCAAAUUUGUCUCUGGUCCACAUGUCCCGCUGCAGUCGGCCGGCACUCACUUCCAUGUGUGUUCCUCAGGCGCACUUCUGGACUUCGUUACUCCUUCUUCCACAAUUCGUCACAAUGAAUGCAAUUUAUCAUCGCUGGAGCUGGACUCUCUGAGAUGGCAACGUUUGGUCGAGGGACCGGAACUCUUCCAACCAGGCUACAAAUGGCAUUAUUGCACCAUCAAUGAAGAUGGGACCAAGGUCUGGUUGCUUGGAUCUUCGGCUGAAGAGUCCGCGGCAGCCAACCAAGAGCUGCAACUCAGCGAAAUUCUAGCCGUCGAUUUGCGGAGAUAUGGUCUUCUAGGGAGUGAAGACAUGUCAUCCUCUUCGGAGCAGUCUCGAAUUCUAGCCACUGAACGCCAAACCCACUACAGUGGGCCCAGUGGAGUUGGAACAGCCCUCGGCUCAGAUCUUGCUUUAAUGUUCGAUCAACCGCCAGAAUCUAAUAGCAUGACGGACUUCACUAUCACUGCAAACAAUGAACCCAUGGACUAUGAGUCCACUAUUUCAGAUACAGACUCUCAAGCUCGAUUCUCUCUCAAUUCCACUGGCAGUCAAAUUCUCCCUUCUGACACUUCCAAUGUCAGCCAGGCGAUCCAUGUGCACAAGAUGAUUCUCCAUGCGAGGUGGCCACAUUUCAAGCGCCUCUAUGCAUCCAAGAUGAUCGAAUACCAAACAUCUCGCCUACACAUCCCAGAACCAUACUCUGUGGUCCGUGCAUUCUUGUACUACCUGUAUACAGACAGCAUUGCUCCACAUCCGGCCUUCUGUCGAGAUCUCACCGAUGUUGCUGGUAUGCUUGUGAUGGCGAACCUCUAUGAUAUGCCAAAACUCCGUCUUCUAUGCGUCAAUCGCCUAUCCCGGGAAAUUGACAUUGACCAUGCAGCUGUAAUCUGGGAGCGUGCAGGCCGGACCGAUGAGGAAUGGUUGAAAGCGCGAGCAGCAAGGUUCUGUCUGAUGAACUGGGGUCGCAUUGUUCGCACAGAGGGUUUUCGUAGCCUGAGUCGACAGAGUUUGAUGGAACUGUGUGAAGUGGUUGACACGGAAGGCAGAGUGGUCGGCGGUGAGGAACUGGACGAUGUCGCUGUUGACUCAUUUGGCGUUGGUGGCAGUCGAUAUCGUCGCCGAAGCCAUCGACCGAGUGAGGCAGCAGAAGAAACAGAAGGUGACGAAGAGGAUGGGAUGGAUAUGAAUUGA
This is a messenger RNA of Exophiala aquamarina CBS 119918, 2220 nucleotides long. RefSeq lists its product as uncharacterized. The record is from RefSeq and is a predicted model, not a curated record. Lineage: Eukaryota; Fungi; Ascomycota; Eurotiomycetes; Chaetothyriales; Herpotrichiellaceae. Gene Ontology annotation, molecular function: protein binding. The transcript has a single exon. Bases 1 to 2220 code for a protein of 739 amino acids.